Messenger RNA from Arvicanthis niloticus (Nile rat), 2277 nucleotides. RefSeq names its product DEAD-box helicase 28 (gene Ddx28). The record is from RefSeq and is a predicted model, not a curated record. Gene Ontology annotation, molecular function: nucleic acid binding; RNA helicase activity; ATP binding. NCBI's taxonomy places the organism in Eukaryota, Metazoa, Chordata, Mammalia, Rodentia, Muridae.
UCAUACUCUCAGGAAACUUUCAUCACCCAGGCUUUGAGCGGAGCGCAUUAUCUACGAAAACAUCGUCGUACUUUGUACCCUUGGAGUUCUAUGGGAUGACUGACCCGGACAAUGAAGACCACAAGUAAGAAUCUCAGAAAUUAAUCACUCAAUUGACAGAGGCCAUCCUCACUCGAUUCCUUGAGCCAGGGACCCAUGGCCCCCCUCCUAUUGCUGACUCCCACUCCUGCCUCCACCGAGUACCCUUCCGCAAGAUGACCCUAAGCUGGACAUCGCCAUGCCGGAUGGAAACUACAGACCUCGCAGCCUCUGAACUCUUAAAGAUCCUCCCUCCUUCCUGCCGGUGCUGCAGCGCCACACGCCACACUGAUCCGCGCCAGCCACCGUACUCCAGAUUACGGGCGCGUACUUGACGUCACUAGCAUGCGCCUCUUCUGCAUCAAGGGAAAUAUGGCUUUAGCCGGCCCAACGCGGCUAUUGUCAUUAGCAGUUCGGUUGCUUCUGGAGCCUCGACGAAGCAUAGUGGUGCGCGGUUCCGACCAGUCCUUGCCAGUGGUGCGCAUUCCGCGGGCUCUGCAGCGACGGCAGGAACAGCAACGAAGCGGCCGUGGGAGUUUCCAACGGCCGGUGCUAGUGCAACCUGGCCCACUGCUGGUCUCCGCACGGCGCCCAGAGUUGAACCAACCCGCACGCCUCACGCUGGGCCGUUGGGAGCGGGCGCCACUGGCUUCGCGUGGCUGGAAGCAUCGGCGAUCGCGUCGGGACCAUUUUUCCAUAGAGCGAGUGCAGCAAGAGGCGCCCGCCCUGAAGAACCUCUCGUCCCGGGGCAGCUUCGUGGACCUGGGUCUGGAACCCCGAGUGUUGCUCGCGCUUCAGGAGGCUGUCCCCGAAGUUGUUCAGCCAACCUCAGUGCAGUCGAAAACCAUCCCCCCACUGCUUCGCGGCCGCCACAUCCUUUGCGCUGCUGAAACCGGUAGUGGCAAGACACUUAGCUACCUACUGCCCCUAUUUCAACGGCUCCUGAGAGGGCCAGUCCUAGACUCCCGCAGUUCCACCACUCCCCGAGGCUUAGUUCUGGUACCUUCCCGAGAAUUAGCCGAACAGGUGCAGGCAGUGGCCCAGUCAUUGGGUAGGUACUUGGGCCUGCAGGUGAUAGAACUUGGCGGAGGCCUCGGAAUGAGUAGGCUCAAACUUCAGGUGUGUAAACGACCGUCAGCAGAUGUGCUCGUGGCUACUCCAGGAGCGCUGUGGAAGGCUCUGAAAAGUCAACUAAUCAGCUUACAUCAUCUUAAUUUCAUAGUGCUGGAUGAAGUCGACACGCUGCUGGAUGAAAGCUUCCUGGAACUGGUGGACUACAUCUUGGACAAGAGCCCUAUAGCAGAAAGUCCAGCUGAGUUAGAAGACCCCUUUAAUCCCAAAGCUCAGUUAGUGAUGGUGGGAGCCACGUUUCCAGAAGGCCUAAACCAAUUGCUGGGUAAAGUCACCAGCCCAGACAGUCUGACCACCAUCACCAGCUCCAAGCUGCACUGCAUCAUGCCUCAUGUCAGACAGACAUUUAUGAGACUAAAGGGAGCCGAGAAGGUAACAGAACUGGUUCAGAUCCUCAAACAGCAUGACAAAGCAAAUAAGACAGAACCCUCAGGAACUGUCCUGGUAUUCUGCAACAGUGCCAGCACUGUGAACUGGCUUGGGUACAUUCUGGAUGACCACAAAAUUCAACAUCUAAGGCUGCAAGGGCAAAUGCCAGCCUCAAUGAGGGCAGGUAUCUUCCAGAGUUUCCAGAAGGGCUCCCAAAACGUACUUGUCUGCACAGACAUUGCCUCACGAGGUCUGGACAGCAUCCAUGUGGAAGUGGUUAUCAAUUAUGAUUUCCCCCCUACUCUGCAGGAUUACAUCCACAGGGCAGGAAGGGUGGGUCGUGUGGGCAGCGAAGUGCCAGGGACUGUUAUCAGUUUUGUGACCCACCCCUGGGAUGUGAGCCUGGUUCAGAAAAUUGAACUGGCAGCUCGUAGGAGGAGAAGCCUUCCAGGACUAACAACUUCGGUGGGGGACCCUUUGCCUCAACAAGCCUGAUUUUUGGCUGGCUUGAAUCUUAAUGCUAGAGCAGGGAUCUUCCUGGGGGUCCAGGAAAGUUGAACACUUGUCAGUGAGUGACAUUGGUUCACACCAGCCCUUGCCUCUCUGAAAGCAUAAUGAAUUGUUUGGAGAUUUGAAAAGUAAAACUACUGGACAGGAUUGGAGAGUAAGGUUUAGAAAAUAAAGUGGAUUUUGACUUUA